Dioszegia hungarica is the source of this 2769-nucleotide messenger RNA. Its product is annotated as specific RNA polymerase II transcription factor. NCBI's taxonomy places the organism in Eukaryota, Fungi, Basidiomycota, Tremellomycetes, Tremellales, Bulleribasidiaceae. The record is from RefSeq and is a predicted model, not a curated record. Gene Ontology annotation, biological process: regulation of DNA-templated transcription; DNA-templated transcription. Gene Ontology annotation, cellular component: nucleus. Bases 1 to 2769 code for a protein of 922 amino acids. The transcript has 13 exons. Gene Ontology annotation, molecular function: DNA binding; DNA-binding transcription factor activity, RNA polymerase II-specific; zinc ion binding.
AUGGACGAGUCUUACACCUCUCAGUACGACGAAGGGGGCACACCUCCAGCAGGAGCAGGGAGGGACAAGAUAAAACGGUCUUAUCGUGCUUGUCUCCACUGUCGCAGUCGGAAAGCCAAGUGUGACCUGGGCGAUAUCGACGCUCCCUCCGAACCCCCCUGCGGCCGCUGUCGUCGCGAAUCCCGGGAAUGCGUAUUCGCCCCUUCCAGGCGAGGCGGUAACAAUGCCAAGCGCAAGCAGAAGGAUGAGUCCCAGGAAGGCUCAGAAGCGGCACCUGAUAGUCCACAACCUUUCGGCAAUCGACCUCACUUCGACCCCAACAUGCCCAUGGACCCGCGGCUACAACGGCGGUUCGGUGCGCCUCUCAACGACAUACUCCAGUCUCCCACUCAAAACCCCUAUUCUCUGGCUCUGGGAGUAGGCCAAGACCCAUCUCCCGCACACACCGUCUCCCCCGCGCACUCGACAAACCAACCCCCUACUCCCCACAAUCAGAAUCACCAGGCCGGGGCUGGGCGUCACCUUCCUCCUCCUGGCGAAGGGUCGACCAGUCCCAAACGGCGACGCCUGCACCUCAAUCCCCCACUUCACGCGGCCGACCCAAGCAGCAUCGUCGUUGCGGACAUGCAGAACGAGUCGGACGCGCUGCAUAUCCUCGCGAUGGCUUCGGAUGCCGGACGGGGAAAGGGGAAAGGGCAGCAGCGGCGCAGCCGGAGUCCGUCCAAAGCGGCUUCCAUCUCAAGGGGGCCUCGACCCAUCAAACCGCUUACCGAGUUCCCGUUGAUCAAGCUGGGGAUAGUCAGGGAGGAUCAGGUUGUGAUGCUCAGCGAGGUCUUCUUCCGGUGUCAUCACCAUCUAUACCCUAUGGUACCCUCGGCUAUCAUACCCAGGACCCCAGAGCAAGUCGCGGUCUUUGCGCAGAAUGAGCGAUAUCUGCUCACUGCCAUCAUCAUCAUUGCGAGCCGAAACGACCUGUCCUUGCGUGACGUACACGACAAGUCCUGGGCCGUCUUCAGAGGCUGGCUAUCGGACAUCCAAUGUCUCGGCGCUCCUCCCACGAUAGGUCUGGUCGAGGGCUUACUAUUACUGGCGGAAAACCUCCCUCGGGAUCCCGCGCGAGCGAGAAAGUCCGACCCCGACCUCCACGCUAUAGGCUACGGAGAUGACGUACAUGGUGCAGAGAACCGGCAGGCGUGGAUGCUUAUCGGGGCGGCUAUCCGAAACGCGUAUGGCCUGGGACUUGAAAAGGCAAGUCUAAAGACUACUAUGCUCAUCACCGACUCGGAGCGGACGCUAGAGGGGGAACGAGCCAGACUGGCGUGGACUUAUUGUUACCUUUUCGACAGGCACGUAUCGCUCCGCCUCGGCUUGGCCUUCUGGUGCCGCGGUCCGACCCUCUGUUUCCAGGGCUUCUCCUCUUCCGCCCAGACCGGUCCACCCGCUGGCGCCCGCAACUUUCCCUUCCUCCGCGAGAUCCGGCCAAACGAGGGGGACUACCCGCAAGAAGACCUUGCGGGUCUUCUCCAGGCUCACGUCGAGUUGACUCAGUUGAUGAGUAACGCACACGACGUGCUGUACCCUAAUGCGGCACGGACAAGGAGUCUCGUCUUGUAUGGCGAAUACUUCAAGUACCUUGAUGAGCUCUCCCGAUCGCUUGACGGGUUCAAGAUCCUCUGGCGGGACAAGAAGUGGAAUAUCUUCCCGCUGAAUGAUACGGUCUGGACCAUGUUUUACUAUGUCCAGCUGUAUAUCUGUGCCUUCUCAUUCCAAGCACACGUGGAACGGGCAGCGAUGCGAGCCGAGGAGGAAUAUCGCGUAUUGGACGAACAGCACCAUGCCGGUGGAGCAUCCAACGACCUGCCUCGUCCCCCACUCAGUCUCUUCCCCCGGGGAGCGGCGGCCAGCCCCGAUGCGCGGUAUAUCUUCCAAUCAUGCGAGGCGGCUCGGACUCUGCUGCAUAUCUGCGUCAACAGCCUUUCGCCUGGAGGAGCACUGCCAUUCCUGCCGAGCCGGUAUCUGCUUUGGUUCACCUACGCAGCGAUUGUGCUACUGAAGGCGCUGUAUUCUGGAGCGAUGCUCCGGGCGGACCAUGCCGAGACACUGAAGCUGGUGGAUCGGCUUUGUGGCUGCUUGGCUGCUGCCUCGACGGACGAGGAGCAUCCCGCGGUUCGUUAUGGGCGGCAACUGGAAGAGCUGAGCAAGAAGCUAGCGGGCCAGGGCGAUACUAAGACGACUGGAUCUCCAACGGGCGGCCAUACAGUCCCCCUUCCGCCCAUGCAACGCUCACGAAAUGGGGACCAUCCCUCUUCCCAUCCGUCCAUGUCCUCCUCCUCGCUCCCAUGGCUCAAUCCUAAUCACCCCACACCGCAAAUGCCAUUCUACCCCCCGUCCUCCUCUCCCAGCUGGACCUUGCCUGUCGCCCCAGCCGACAAUCCUCAAAUGAACUUUGCGUACCCCUCGACUCCGCUUCCCCUGCAGUCCUCGUAUAUCCCACCGCCGGGUCAGCAGCCCAUGUCGGACCUGCAUGGACUGCCACAUCCGCAUUCGGAUGCGCUGGGGCUUGGCGCGGGGCAGAACCACCUUGGAUUCGUGCAGCUGGACGACUGGUUUGGGACGGGUAAUCUUGGCGGUGGCGGCGCAGGCGGUCCGGCAAACGGUGCGGUCGGAGGAGAUGAUGAUGGGAAUGGCGGGUUUGGGGCGCUGGAUUUGCAAGAUUUCUGGAUGAAGGUGGGACCAGGAGAGGCACAAGGCGGAUUCCCCUUCCGUUAA